This is a messenger RNA of Phoenix dactylifera (date palm), 592 nucleotides long. Its product is annotated as flowering-promoting factor 1-like protein 1. The record is from RefSeq and is a predicted model, not a curated record. NCBI's taxonomy places the organism in Eukaryota, Viridiplantae, Streptophyta, Magnoliopsida, Arecales, Arecaceae. Gene Ontology annotation, biological process: regulation of flower development.
CCAAACCGAACUCCAUCUAUAUAUAUGCCCCAGAAGCCUUCUUCCCUCUCCCACUCUAUACAUCGGCAAGAAAGAAACCUAAAAGAAUGUCUGGUGUUUGGGUGUUCAGGAAUGGUGUGGUUCGACUGGUAGAGAACCCUGCGAACGAGCAGUCAUCGACGGUUCGCCGCAAGGUAUUGCUCCACACUCCCACCAACGAGAUCAUCGCCUCCUACGCCUCCCUCGAGCGCAAGCUCAUGAGCUUAGGAUGGGAGAGAUACUACGAUGACCCCGACCUCCUCCAGUUCCACAAGCGCGCGUCUCUUGAUCUCAUCUCAUUGCCCAAGGACUUCAGCCGAUUCAAGUCCAUGCACAUGUACGAUAUCGUUGUCAAGAAUCGCGAAUCCUUUAGGGUCAUUGAUGUGUAGACUACGCAAAGAGAGACUACUACUAAUUCUACUACCAACUUUCCAUGCCUGCAAGUCUUCAAACAACGAGUCGUUUGGUUUUCAGUUUUUCGUCUGUGGUUUGCUUCUGUAAUACUUGGUUGCAUUGCUUGAUGUUAUGGCAAUAGAUGCUGUGGUUUCUUGUGUGUUAAUUUAUUAUCUAUCUA